Molecule: messenger RNA, 1179 nt
Organism: Emys orbicularis (European pond turtle)
Lineage: Eukaryota; Metazoa; Chordata; Testudines; Emydidae
Product: glyoxylate/hydroxypyruvate reductase B-like
Exons: 6
Coding region: 118-1179 (353 amino acids)
Molecular function (GO): NAD binding; oxidoreductase activity, acting on the CH-OH group of donors, NAD or NADP as acceptor
Source: RefSeq, a predicted model, not a curated record
AGCGUUCAAGCAUUCGGUUUGCUAGAAGCUAAUCACUUGGCCACUGACUGCCCAAGGUUGGCUGGUAGACUUAUUCAUCCAGCUGUUUGUCGUGUGCAUCAUUGGACAAAGAGGAAUAUGGAUCCCAGGUGGAGCUACUGGACUGGUCCAAACAGCACUGGCGAAGCAGGAGUAAGUGCUCCCCAAACCAAGAUCUUGGAACAGCGAGAGCUGCCUGUGCUUUUGGUUAAUGAGGUGGGCAGUGUACAUGGUGUGCUGGAAGCUCAUGUGGAAUUCUUGAAGAAACACUUUCACCUUAUCACCAUGAAGGAAUUUCUCAAAAACAAAAACCAUUGGAGCAAAAAGGUCCAAGCUAUUUAUUUGUGGUGGCACAAACCAAUCAUUAACCGGGAACUCCUUGAGAGCCUGCCUGACUUGAAGGUGAUUGCAAAUUCAGGUGUAGGAAUGGAUCACUUGGAUCUGAAACUAAUCUCUAGCUUUGGAGUGAAAAUGGCUAAUGCUCCACAUGCUGUUUCCAGCUCCACAGCAGACACCGGAAUGGCUUUGCUGCUGGCAUCUGCUAGAAGACUGGUGGAAGGCUGUCAGAUUGCAGUUUCCCCAGACACUGCGUGUUUUGCUGCUGACUGGCUGGGAGAUGAAGUCAAUGGGGCUACUCUUGGUAUCAUUGGAAUGGGCAGAAUUGGGUAUAAGGUUGCACUGAGGGCCAAAGCUUUUGAAAUGAAAAUUCUGUAUCACAACAGGAACCGGAGAACUGAGGAAGAAGAACAGGCUGUUGGUGCCAUUUAUUGUACAAAGAUAGAAGACUUGCUCCAGCAGUCAGAUUUCGUGAUGCUGGUCAUGAGCCUGACACCACAGACACAUAAACUGUUUGGGAAGAAGGAGUUAGAGCUGAUGAAACCCACUGCUACUCUCAUUAACAUCAGCAGAGGUCCAGUAGUAGACCAAGAUGCAUUGGUGGAAGCUCUUCAGACUGGUGUUAUCAAGGCUGCGGCUUUGGAUGUCACCUACCCUGAACCACUGCCCAGAGAUCAUCCAUUAUUAAAACUAAAGAACAUUCUCAUAACUCCUCACCUUGGCAUUAAAACAGACAAGGCCACUCGCAUGAUAACAGAGGAAGCAGUUGCAAAUAUACUGGCAGCUCUUAAUGGUCUCCCUAUGCCCAAUGAAGUGUUUCCCUAG